Cyprinus carpio (common carp) is the source of this 2207-nucleotide messenger RNA. RefSeq lists its product as uncharacterized. The record is from RefSeq and is a predicted model, not a curated record. Lineage: Eukaryota; Metazoa; Chordata; Actinopteri; Cypriniformes; Cyprinidae. The coding region runs from base 209 to 1591 and encodes 460 amino acids. The transcript has 8 exons.
CUUAGUAAUAACAGUAUAUUAUGCAUAAUUACAUGCAAUAACCCUAAAGCACGCCCUAACUCUUACCCUACAGUCAGUACAUGUUGUUAAUUAAUAUUCCUCAUUACUUAAAUAAACAAUUACACUGUAACAAGGACAUAAAAUGUAACCUUGGUUUUUUGUUGCAUGAACUAUAAUAACAGACGAAUAAAGUGUCGAAUGUGUCAGAAUGAAGCUCAGUGAGUGUCUUUUGUCUUUCUUCAGCAUGAACAGCUCUGUGUCUUUCAUUGUAUAUGUUAAUUUACACAAAGUGAAGAUCAUGAACUCCAGACUCUCACCGCUGAUCCUGCUGCUGCUCAUUCCAGGCUCUAUAACAUUGGACCAGCUCUCAGUGACCUGUAGUCAACAGAGUAUUUGUGCUGUGAAGGGGUCAGAAGUGACACUGAGGUGCUCUUACUCCAACAUCAACAUCAAAACUGUGUUCUGGUUCAGUGAGAAUCAAAGUACAAACUGGAGAAAAAACACUGAACCUGAAGAUUUGACUUUAGACUCAGAUUACUCAGGACGGGUUAAACAGAUCAGCAGUAAUUACCAAUCAGAACUCACAAUAUCAGACGUGAGAGAGAGAGACUCUGGAGAAUAUCAGCUCAUGUUCAUCAUGAAGGAUGGAGUUAAACAUCUCAGCUCAGCGGCCGUCAGUCUAACAGUCACAGUCCUGCAGGUGAGGAUGAAUCCUGCAUCUACAAACCAGACAGAUGAGACAGUAGAACUGAUCUGUGAUUCUUCCUGUGAUUUCACCUCUGGAGUUUACUAUUCCUGGAUGAAGAAUAGACAGCAUUUCAAAUAUACACAGUCCCCCAACAUGUCUGUGUCAGUCAGCAGAGAUGCUGGCAGCUUUUCUUGUUCCCUUUAUCCACAUUAUGAACAUCCCUCCUCUUCUGUGUGCAUUUCUAAGAGCGGCUGCUGGGAUGUGACUUACACCUCUAGAAGAGUCUGUGCUUUGGUCGGCUCAACAGUAGACAUUUCCGGCACAUAUUCACUUCCCUCUGGUUAUACUGUAAAUAAAACAUUCUGGCAUUACGUUUGGCCUGAGGACUUCAAGGAUCUGCGUGAGGAGCAUCAGUUUGCUGGUCGUGUGGAGUAUGUGGGGAACAAACUGAGAAUCAAAGAGCUCAAGAUCAGGGACUCUGGAGAAUAUCGAUUCAGGUUCAUCACUGACACUACAAAGUGCGAAUACUCUGGAUCACCUGGAGUCAUUCUUACUGUUACAGAUACACAGGUAACAAGCAACCCAGACAUUAUAUCAGAGAGACAGGAAGUGACAUUAAUCUGUUCAACUAAAUGCACUCUGAACAACAAACAUACUUACAUCUGGUACAAGAACGGACGACAGGUAACAGAUGGAUUCACUAAAGACAACAAGCUGUACCUGGACUCAGUCAGCAGUGAAGAGCUUCACCAGUAUUCCUGUGCUGUAGGAGAUCCAGUGGACAGCACAGCGUUCAGUCAUUAUACAGUCAUUCUGCUGGUGUUUUUACCUCAGUUUCUCAUAAUAGCAGCUCUGUGGAUGUGGUUUUUCAUCAAAAUGUGUCUCGUUUCAAAACCAAACUGAAAACAAAAGUGAAGAGUCUGAUGUUCCACGUCUGUACAUCUGCUGUCUGUCCAUCAGAGCCGCUGAAGUGAUGUCAUUGUGUUCUUCCAUUGUGACAUCAUCACCUAGCAACAGUCAGAACUGUCAGCAGCAACAUCAGUGAUACAGUGAUGUCAUAGACAGUGACAUAUCAUUGACUGUCAGUCUGCAAAGUCUAAUGCUCAGAUUUAUUCAUAGUAAGAGCCUUUCUUCAGACAUCAAACUAUUUAUUAACAAAGUCUCUUUCUUUUCCCCAAAAAAGGACUGAAAAAUGUCUGCAAAAUAAUCUAGGUUUUGGUCUUUCAUUUCUUCUCCUUCUACUAAAUCUAAGAAGCACUAUUUUAUUAUAUUUUUAAAGAUCAUGUAAGGAUUAACCUUAAGUGAAGGAGUGACCAUUCUGUUCUGUUUAUUUUUUAUCGUUUUUUUUUUCGGUAUGAGUGAACACUUUCAUAUUUUAUAUUUCAACAGAUUUAACCACCAGUGAUUGUUAAGUCGGAUGGAUUUUGAUUGGCUGUCAGUGUUUUUAUUGUUCAUCAUCUAAAAAAUAAAAACAUUGCUCUGGAAGUGAUCGCAACCAUUUCGUUUUAUUUUUUCUCCA